UGCUUUGAAACACAAUGCAAAUCAUGGCCUUCAGCAUCCUUAUCAGCAAGCAGAGCAGCUCAUUGCAGAAGUUAUAAUGUAUUCCAAUCUAACUAACUGGGCAUAUUUAUUUAGAUACAGGAAAUGGGAAAAGCAAACAAUGCUGUCCUUUGCAAUGGAACUCUAUCCCUCCUGCAGCGCUGCAACGUCAGCCUUCUCAGAACUAUUCUUCCACGAAGCCGAAAGGCCCAUGCGAGUCCCUCAUUUUCCCCUCCGCCGCUGCCGUCCCAGCUGACUCGCAGCCCCGCCGAGCUCCCACCGAAGGUGCCACGGUGGCCCUGCACCCCGCGUCCCCGUGAGCCCCGGCAUCGGCCGCUCUCCGCGGCACCGACCCCUCCAGCACCUGCACGGAGCCUCCCGGCCCUGCAGCCAGACCCCGCCGCAGCUGCUUUUCUCGUGUCUCGACCCUCUUCAAGGCCAGCAGUGCUUCCAUGACACCGGCUGGGCAACUUUUCCCCUCACGCCUUCCCGCCCUUUCCUAGAGGAGAUUCUUCACGGGGAAAGCGCUGCUGGGCCGGCGGGGCAGGAUAACCGGGGCCGGGGCGCCCAGAUACAAGCCGGCCCAGGCUGCGGCCCGCGCUCCCGCCCGCGGAGGGGCUCCUGGGGAGGAAAAGCAGGCCCAGCUGGUUCCUCCCGGCCAACUUUUCUUCCCGGGGAGCCCCGCCAGCCCUCCCGCCCACGGCACGUGCUGAUGGACGGGCGGGGGCGGCGGGCGCGCUCCCGCCUCCCCGCGGGCCCCCGCCGCGCGCGCGCCCGGCUGCAGUGAUUGGAAUCCGGCUCGUUCCCGCCCCGCCCCGCAGGGACGCGCCGGGAGCGCCUGCCGGGACACGGAGCCUGCGCCGAGCCCGCUCCGCGCCGUCCCGCCCUCCCCCGCCCGACACGCACCCGCCUUCGCCCCCGUCUCAGCGGAGCCGUCGGGGCCCCGGGAACGGCCCGCGGAGCGCGGCGGGGAGCGGGCCCCCUCCCCCUUCGCCUGCCGUCCCCGCGCGGAGGAUGAGGAGCCCCCACCGCCGAUCAGUAGAAAUAUGCAUUUCCAUAAUACCACAUUUGAACUAAUGAAGUGGAAGUACAGAUGAAAACAGUCUGGAGGAAGCUUGAAGUACAAUACAGUUUCAUUCAGCUUCCUAAUUCGGAGGAAACAAAGGUGGAAAAGCCACAGAAGCAUCCUUGCAGUCAAGCACCCAAUCCUGUAUUAGGCUUCACUGAACAGACUGAGCUUAGCAUUUGUCAAGCAGAAGGGCUGGUCGCCCUGCACAGGAAGGAUUAAAAGUGAACAAUGACUCGAUUGAGAGUUCAUGAGCAAUUGCUUGGAGCCUAUCUGCUUAUCAUUCUCCAUGUUCAAGGUCAAAAGCCAGACAGCAUGCUUCAUGGUACAGGAAUGAAGACAAAUUCUGACCAAAAGAAACAAGCAAAUGGAGUAACACUUGCUCCAGAGGACACCUUACCUUUUCUUAAAUGCUACUGCUCAGGACAUUGUCCAGAUGAUGCUAUUAACAACACAUGCAUAACUAAUGGGCAUUGCUUUGCUAUCAUUGAGGAGGAUGAACAUGGAGAACCCACGCUUGCUUCUGGCUGCAUGAAGUAUGAAGGUUCAGACUUCCAGUGCAAGGACUCGCCUAAAGCACAGUUGCGCCGAACGAUUGAGUGCUGUCGCACUGAUUUCUGCAAUCAGGAUUUGCAACCAACAUUACCACCUCUUGAUAGUACAGAUGGACUUUUUGAUGGCAGCAUUCGUUGGAUGGCAGUGUUGAUUUCUAUGGCAGUCUGCAUAAUUGUCAUGGUCAUCUUACUUAGCUGCUUUUGUUACAAGCAUUACUGUAAGUCGAUGGCAAAGAGGCACUGUUAUAAUCGUGACCUGGAACAAGAUGAAGCAUUUAUUCCAGCUGGGGAGUCAUUAAAAGACCUUAUUGACCAGUCACAGAGUUCUGGGAGUGGAUCAGGGCUACCACUGUUGGUUCAGCGCACUAUUGCCAAACAAAUUCAGAUGGUGAGGCAAGUUGGAAAAGGACGAUAUGGUGAAGUGUGGAUGGGCAAAUGGAGGGGUGAAAAAGUGGCAGUCAAAGUGUUUUUCACCACAGAAGAAGCCAGCUGGUUCAGAGAAACAGAGAUUUACCAAACUGUUCUCAUGCGACAUGAAAACAUCCUCGGUUUCAUAGCAGCAGAUAUUAAAGGCACUGGCUCCUGGACACAGCUUUACUUGAUCACGGAUUAUCAUGAAAACGGAUCAUUGUACGAUUUUCUGAAGUGCACUACUCUGGACAACAGGGCUCUGCUCAAACUGGCCUAUUCUGCUGCAUGUGGCCUGUGCCACCUGCACACAGAAAUCUAUGGGACACAAGGCAAGCCUGCAAUUGCACACAGGGACCUGAAGAGUAAAAACAUCUUGAUAAAGAAAAAUGGAACCUGCUGCAUUGCAGACUUGGGUCUUGCAGUCAAGUUUAACAGUGACACAAAUGAAGUUGACGUUCCCUUGAACACCAGAGUGGGAACAAAACGUUACAUGGCUCCAGAAGUCCUGGAUGAAAGCCUGAAUAAAAACCAUUUCCAGCCAUACAUCAUGGCUGACAUCUACAGUUUUGGGCUGAUCAUCUGGGAAAUGGCUCGGCGCUGUGUCACAGGAGGUAUUGUUGAAGAGUACCAGUUGCCAUAUUAUGACAUGGUGCCAAAUGAUCCAUCCUAUGAGGACAUGAGGGAAGUGGUGUGUGUCAAACGCCUGCGCCCAGUGGUGUCGAACAGAUGGAACAGUGAUGAAUGUUUAAGAGCAAUAUUGAAGUUGAUGUCUGAGUGCUGGGCUCAUAAUCCUGCCUCAAGGCUCACUGCCUUGAGGAUCAAGAAGACACUUGCCAAGAUGGUGGAAUCACAAGAUGUAAAGAUUUGACAUAGGAAAUUGACUUUGGAGAGCAAAGCUGGACUCCCUAGAUCUUUUCACUCAAAUGUGGGUGAGGAAGAUAAAAAUAGAGAAGAGGAAAUAACUGAGAUUCAGUAUAUUUUCUCAGCACACUUCUACAGGCUGCUAAUGAAAUCUUUCAGUACUUCAUGGACCAUGAUACUGAGAGCCUCUAUACACUACGUGCUACAUAUAUGGACAGCCUUGAGAAAAUACACGUUUUGUUUUGGUUUGAGCUGCAUUGAGACUUCAAUCAUACUUAGUGAGUCUCCAGUAAAACUCUGGGUACUGAAUUGAAUGUUCAGAUUACAGUGCUUUCUGUGAAAGCCUAACAAGCUAUAUGGAUUCAACAGAGAUGGAGAAUAUAAGCUUUUUUGGUUUUUUUUGUCUUCUACCUGAUAAAACCUAGUCAAUCCAUACCAAGUUUUGGUGAAACAGCCUGUAGGUUAUUAAUCUGUUUGUGAUACUACUCAGUUAAACAGUUCUUUAUGCCUUUAUGUGUGUGCCAGGAUUAUUUUGCUGUCAUUUGGAAUAUAUAAGAAACCAUUUAAAUGAACAAAGUUUUAUGGUCAGGGCUCCAUGCAUUUUGUGACUCCACAAUCAGAGAUUUGCUACUGAAUCUUUUGCCAUUAAGUUAUCUUCAGAAAUCUCAGUUUUAAUUUCUUUGUCUUUUAUUUGGUCACAAGGAGAACUGCAAAAAUGUGAACCAUUAAUUAAUUAAGAAAUGCCUACCUAAAUCUGUAAGGAGCUUGAAACAAUCCCUUCUAGAGAUGUAGGCUGCUUUGGUCAUCUCACUUGCAGUCUAGAGAGAACUUCAUAAUUGGAUCCCUGAAAUUUGUCAUAUUUUUUUCACAGUGCCACAUGCAACCAGCAUUUUUGCCAUAGAAUACUUUACAUCUUAGCAGAAAGACUGAUGGUGAUGUGUGUUGCCUUCCUGCUGUAUAUUGGGACUCUGAUAGGUGUCUGUCAGGCUUUGAAUUUCUUCCCACAAAGGAAGGGAUUUGUCAGCUGUACCAUGUGCUCUUUCAUCAUUUGACAAAACUAGGCAGAAGGUGAGUUUUGAAAGGCUUGAGAACAAGUCUGGUGUACAGACACAAAAGAGGAAAGGCAGGAAGCUCUGGGUGCUCUGAAGAUCAGAGAAUGCAGUAAAGGGUCAAGACCAGGAGAAGUGAGUGAGAACUGUUGAAGAUCAGAUCCACAGCGUGCAGAAGAUUUGGAGCUGGGUUGCUCUGAUGUAGACACAGGAGGCCACAUCUGUGGGCCACUUAGUGGAAGUGAAGAUUUGAGACAAGGUAAAUCAGUGGGUGUUUUAAGUUUUAGUUAAGUUUGGGAGGAAUGGCAUUGAAAUUAAGUCAUGAAGAUACAGUAAGUUAGCACAAUUGUAAAACUUGGUUUUAUUGUGCCAACUGUUGGACCUGCACGAGAAACUGAAGUUCCCCCAUUUUCACCACUGACCCACACAAGGUGUAUAGAAGCCAGAACCCUCCAUGAGGUUACUGUAAAGUAGAACUAUUGAUUUAUAACUCCUUUGGCACUUCUUCUUGGAAGUUAGAAAAUAGUACCAUAACUCAAGUUGAAGCUUCAAAGCAUGAAUCAUCUGAAGAUUGAACACACAGUAUUGGAACCAUUGAAUCUAUUUGAUAAUUUUAAGUGCCUAUAAUUUUGUACUGUAAAUCUUGUUCUAGAUAACUUUAAAAAGGGAAGUUAUUUAUACAGUGUGUUUUGUGCUUUAGUAAAACAAAAUACAAUAAAUACCUAGUCCUAAGUACAUCUGUACAAUUAGAUAUAUGCACACACACAUGCCAUAGUUGAGAUUUGAAGAAAAAAGUUAAGAAUAAUACCAGAACUGAUGAAAUUGUUAAAACUUCAGAUUGAUUUAUGCCAGAUUAUUUGUUGUCUUAAAAUAUUUACAUAGAGAUUGUUUUGAUGUGUUUAAAUUUCCCUUGAAAAUACAACUGAUACAAAGCAAUGUAACACAGAAGUAAUGUGAUUUGUGAACAAUUACAACCUUUUAGCAUGUUACCUUUUUGUUUUAAUCCUGUAGAUCCCAUAAUGUAAAUGGUCAGGCAAAAGAUUGCAGUAUUUUUAUUUUCUAUUGUGAUGUACAGACUUUAUUUAACAGUUCUACAUAUUUUAUAGAAAACUAGCUAUUUCAAGGGACUUUUUUUUUAAUAAAGUCAUUACUUUUGUUUAGUAAUGCCUUUAAGUAUUAAUAUGUAUUCUGGCUGAGAAGUUCAUAGGUAUGUCAACUUUAACUUAUUUGAAAACAGCAGGAGAAUUACGAUAUUGUGCCACAAUCCUCAUGAUAAAGGGCUUUUAAAAAAAAGUUUCUCCGUCCAUUGCCAAGAAAUUUAUGAUGAUUUUGAAAUUGUUAAUCAUGUCUUCGCACAUAAUUUUUGCACAGGUAGUUGGAAAAUUUUUGGUAUAAGCCAAAAAAAGUAAGGGAUAAGCUUUUUUUUUCCUUCUCUAGAAUUUUUAUCAAUAAGAAGGAAAAAAUGUUUAUGUAGGUACCCUGCUAGCUUAAACUUUCAGAGCAUGGAGAUCUGUCUAAAUUAACCCCAUCCUAUGUAGAAUAUUUUGUCAUUUCUUCUAGAAUUUGCCACAUCAUCAUUAACUGUAAACAUGCUUUGUGAAUUUUUUUUUUAAGUUCAUUUUUCCCAGCUCUUCAGGAAGCACCUUCUGGAAGUAUGAAUUUCAAUAAUAUGCAAAUUUUCACUUAUUUUCUUUUCCAUUGUUUGGGUAUUUGCAAGGCAGCAAUAGCAUGGUUAGACACCUUAGGACCUAAAUUAAUUUUCAAGUUGCUUUAACAUAGAGAGAGCCAACUGCUGCAAAGAUGGUUUUUUGAGAGGGGAAAAAAAAAUCUUUUUUGCCUUAAACCUAAUUUAUCAGCACUUCAUUUACUCUGUUCAUACUCAAGUGUAUCAUGCAUGUGUAGUUUUUGCUGUGCUGAACAGCAGCUUCCUUGAUUCUGAUACUCAACAAAACAUUAACACUAAAGGAUGUCUAUAUUGAUACUUAAUCAUUUGGGGGGAAAAAAUGUGCUUGAAGCCAGCCCAUUAAUUUUUACUUAACUAAGCAUAAUUAAGACUCCGAAGGUAAGUUGUUGCUUUAUGCAAUCCUGUAGUGUUCAGAAGCCUUUAAGGUCAGAGAGGGUAAUAAGGUUCUUCUGUUGGACUGUAAUUAACUCAUUUUUGGUGGUCAAAAUUUUAAGCAUUUGUCAUUCAAAAAAAAUCCUCCAAAACUGGCAAAUGUGGGGGUUGUUUUUUUGCUUUGUUUUUUUUUUAAUACAAAAAUCAGCUGUGUGGAAAAUACCUUGGGGAGUAUCAAGACUGUGCCUUGGAAGUUCUUAAAUACUCAUAUGGAGGGAUUUUUAUGUUUAUUGAACCUGUUCCAUGUGAUUUUAGAUGGAAAUAAUUGGAGUCACUUCAUUCUUAUUAUUACAGCAACUAAAAGCAAAGUUUUUGUGUUCCUGGUUAACUUGCAAAUUCCACCAGGAAUGUGGUAUUCCUAUAGAGAAAAUUAGGCUUACAUUCUGAGUUUAUUCUGAAUUUUACUUAAUGUAAUUUUUCCUAAAGAAACAGUUUUCCCAAUAUCCAUCACUUUUUCUGAAUUAUUUUCUUAAUUAGCCUUCUUUGAGGUCUUGAAUGAAAUGUAAAAUUAAUAUUUUAAGUUACCUCCAUAGUAGUAUAGAAUCAAAUUUUAGAUCUUGAUCUAAAUGACCAUUUGAAUGUGUUUAUAAAACAAAUCAUUUGGAUACAUUUCAUCUACUCUGUCUUAACAGACUGUAUUUUAAUUGUCUAAAAGUGUUUGAAGAGCAGAGAUAUAAAGUUAAUAAACAUUCUUUUGCUAUUGCAGAUAUUUUUAAAGGGAAGUUACAUGCCUGUCUUCUGUGAAAUAUUAGAAUGAUUUAGCCUUUGCUCACUCUCCUGACAGUGCCUCUGAGUUAAGUCUUUAUCCUGUGCCCACCGACUUUAUUCCAAGUAGGGGUGAUGUCUAAAAGCAGCUGGCAGUGUUGCACAGUACAGUACUUAUGGAACCAUGGUGCUCAGCCUUGGUUGAACAGCGGAAGUAGAGGGCACAUUACUUCUGUUUUUUUUCUACAAAUCUAAUGUAAUUGUUGCUUUGUGAUAUUUUCCUGUUUAAUGCAAUUCUAGAAGCCCACAUCAUGUAGUGAUAUUUGUGCUCUGACAUGACAUGCCCAAAAUGAAAUGUACUAUAUUGUAUACAAGAAGAAUAAAUAACAUUGUAGCUAACCUAGAGAAGAUGUAAAUAAAAUAUGAAAGAAGAGUGGAACAAGACAAAUGGUCACACUCUUGUGUGUGUUAUAUGCCAGAAGUGUAGAAUACUACUUUAAAAAUGUAACACACUAAUGUAUUUUGUACAGCAUCUGCUUUAGAAGGUGCCUUAUUGAGUUUACCAUGAAUUGCUUGUUCUGUACACAGAUUAUGUCCAAUGUAUCAUUUUUAAGUAAAUAACCUUAUUUUAGUACACAUUAGUAAUGUGUUUUGUUACUAUAAGAUUUUGCCUUAAAGAUGUAAUAACUUGGAAAUCCUAAUACUGUAACUAAAUAAUUCCCUACUUUUUCAUACCUCAUUGAUGGCUUUUUUACCCCACAGUAAGUUGUUAAUUACUGCUUUUAUUGUUCAAUGAUAUUGAAAAUUAUUUGGUGCUCUCUAAGUUCAAGCUCUUUAUUCCUUGCACAAUAUUUAAAUUUGGGUGCAACAGUAAAAAACAGUGUUUCCUUCUCCUGAUUUUUAUCCCUGUGUUAUGGCAAAGCCAAAGGCAAAUCAAAAUCAAGUAAUACUUCUGUUUGAACAUAUGCAGGUUCCCUACAUGUUGGUUUUAUCCGUAUAAAUUUGCCUCAAGCUUACCAGGUAAAAACAGAAAAAAUAAAGGGAUGGGGAAUUUUGUAA
Molecule: messenger RNA, 7839 nt
Organism: Pyrgilauda ruficollis (rufous-necked snowfinch)
Lineage: Eukaryota; Metazoa; Chordata; Aves; Passeriformes; Passeridae
Gene: BMPR1A
Product: bone morphogenetic protein receptor type 1A
Exons: 13
Coding region: 1316-2917 (533 amino acids)
Biological process (GO): BMP signaling pathway; dorsal/ventral pattern formation; cellular response to growth factor stimulus
Cellular component (GO): plasma membrane; signaling receptor complex
Molecular function (GO): ATP binding; SMAD binding; transforming growth factor beta receptor activity, type I
Source: RefSeq, a predicted model, not a curated record